GUAAACACAGCGCCUGUACACAAGCGGUAUUCUCGCGCAUGACCUUGGGCGGCGCGCAUGCGCGGUGUCGCGGCCCGCCGACCCAUCCAGCCACACAUCGGCGGAUCUCGGCGUGUCUCGGCUACAGUCCGCGUCAGCGCUUCGCGGCGGCAUCAUUUCCCACCGCGAAUGCGGCACUACGCGACCGCGUGAUAACACAAAAAGCCUCACCUAAAUUAAAUAAAUACCAUUCCUGUCGAUAUCGCGCCGUGGACAGUUGUUGUUGUGUGUGUCGUGGCCUCCUGAGCACGGAAUCUACACAUUCAUAAGGGCGCCAAGAAUGUCCUCCUGCUGAAUUUCUGAGUGCGCAGGCGUUGAAAAGCUAGCACCAUGACCAAGAAGUUUGAGUUCAACUGGCAGAUCCCUGUGCCUGAUUUGUUGCUACAGGGUGCAACCUUCGACCGCUGGACGGAGGAGAAGGACAACACAGAGUUUGAACAGAACUGCCUGUUCAAAGUCGACGAGUAUGGCUUCUUCAUCUACUGGAAGAGCGAUGGCAAGGACGGUGACGUCAUCGAGCUCUGUCAAGUUAGUGACGUCAGAUCCGGCGGAGUGCCUAAGGACUCAAAACUUAAUAUGAACUUAGUAAAUAAACAUGGAGAAAACUUAGAAGACAAGUCUCUGACGAUCUGCAGCGGUACAGACUAUAUCAACAUCAAUUACCAACACGUGGUUUGUCCAGAUGCCGCCACAGCCAAGGCAUGGAAAGAGGCUCUGCGGGAGAUUACACACAACAACAAAAUUAGCAACACGUGCCCAAGGACUAACCUCAUGAAACAUUGGAUGCGGCUCUGCUUCCUCACAGACCCUCGAGGGAAGGUUCCCGUCAAGGUCGUAGCUCGUACCUUCGCGUCAGGCAAGACUGAGAAGUUGGUGUACCAGUGCCUUUCAGAGCUGGGUCUACCUUCAGGCAAGAAUGAGGCCAUGGAGAAGGAGGCGUUCACGUUUGACAAGUUCUACGCCUUGUAUCACAAGAUCUGUCCUAGGAAUGAUAUUGAAGAACUGUUUCGAUCUAUCACCCAAGGCAAAUCGGACCGCAUCAACCUGGACCAGUUCGUGAACUUCCUGAACGAGAAGCAGCGUGACCCUCGGCUCAACGAGAUCCUGUACCCGCUGUACGACGAGAAGCGAGCUGCCGAGAUCAUCAACACUUACGAACAGUGCGAUGAGGCUAAGAAUGAUAAAUGCCUCACAAAAGACGGUCUCAUCCGCUACCUGAUGUCGGACGAGAACGCGCCCGUAUUCCUGGACCGCCUGGACUUCUACAUGGACAUGGAUCAGCCUCUAGCUCACUACUACAUCAACUCUUCACAUAAUACGUACCUGUCGGGCAGACAGUUCGGUGGCAAGAGCUCCGUGGAGAUGUAUCGACAGGUUCUUUUGGCUGGAUGCAGAUGCGUAGAACUUGACUGCUGGGACGGCAAGGGAGAGGACGAGGAGCCUAUCAUCACCCACGGCAUGGCUAUGUGUACCGACAUCUUAUUCAAAGACGUCAUCUACGCCUUACGAGACACGGCCUUCGUGACGUCAGACUAUCCCGUCAUCCUGUCGUUUGAAAACCAUUGCUGUAAGGCUCAGCAGUAUAAACUGGCGAAGUACUGUGAUGAGAUUCUUGGUGAUUUGCUGUUGAAGGAAGCUUUGCCGGAACACCCUCUGGAACCAGGAGUUCCUCUGCCUCCACCCUCAGCCCUGAAGAGGAAGAUCCUCAUCAAGAACAAGCGGCUGAAGCCUGAGGUUGAGAAGCAGGAGUUGGAGCUGUUCCGUCAGGGCCAGUUCGUUAUUGAGGAUGAGGAGAAGGAAGAUGCGUCGGCUGUCGCUAUUUUGGAUAAGAAGCCUGAAGAAAUAGUGGCAGAAGCAGCAUCAGCUGGUGACGACGCUCCUCCCCCGGUGGCAUACACAGGCUCCACUACCAACGUGCAUCCCUGGCUAUCCUCCAUGGUCAACUACGCGCAGCCCAUCAAGUUCCAGGGCUUCGAGGAGGCUGACAAAAAGAACAUCUACCACAACAUGUCCUCAUUCGCGGAGACGACCGGCAUGAACUACCUCAAGACACAAGCCAUUGACUUCGUAAACUACAACAAGCGACAGAUGUCCAGGAUCUACCCCAAGGGUACCCGGGCUGAUUCCUCCAAUUACAUGCCACAGGUAUUCUGGAACGCCGGCUGCCAAAUGGUGUCGCUAAACUUCCAAACGUCAGACCUCCCGAUGCAGCUGAACCAGGGCAAGUUUGAGUACAACGGCAACUGCGGGUACCUGCUGAAGCCGGACUUCAUGCGACGAGCGGACAGGAGCUUCGAUCCGUUUGCAGAUGCGCCGGUAGAUGGCGUGAUUGCUGCUCAGUGCUCUGUACAGGUUAUAGCCGGUCAGUUCUUAUCAGACAAGAAGAUCGGCACAUACGUCGAGGUGGACAUGUACGGUCUACCUUCAGACACCAUCCGCAAGGAGUUCAGGACUCGCAUGGUGCCGGCCAACGGGCUCAACCCUGUCUAUAAUGAGGAGCCGUUCUUGUUCAGAAAGGUCGUCCUCCCAGACUUGGCAGUCCUCCGUUUUGGUGUAUACGACGAGAACGGCAAACUGCUCGGACAGCGUAUCCUCCCGCUAGACGGGCUGCAGGCAGGGUACCGACACAUCUCGCUCAGGACUGAGGCCAACUUCCCCAUGUCGCUGCCCAUGCUGUUCUGUAAUAUCGAGCUGAAGAUCUACGUGCCUGAUGGAUUUGAAGACUUCAUGGCGGCCCUAUCAGACCCUCGCGCGUUCAUGGGCGCGGCUAAAGAGCGGAACGACAAGGUCAAGCAGAUGGGCAUCGAGGAAACCGGACCCGAGAAGAAGGUGCAGAUCGAGGAGAAGAAAGAAGAACCUCCUCUAGUAUUCGAACCCAUAACGGUGGAAUCCCUUCGCCAAGAGAAAGGCUUCGUGAAGACUGGCAGGAAACAGCAGAAGGAACUGGAUGCCAUGAGGAAACGCCACGCCAAGGAGAAGAUGGCGUUGCAGAAGACCCAGUGUUCCGCGCUUGAGAAGAUGAUUAAGGGGAAAAACAAGGACCAGUUAAGCAACGACGCAGCCUUCCGCAAGCUAGUUAGCGAGCAGGCCACCGCCUGGAGCGAGCUGGUCGCGAGGCAGAGGGUCGAGGAGUGGACCAGCGCCAGGAGCCGGCUGAACGAACAGCGGGACCUGCUGAAGAAGAUGAUGGAAGCCACCCAGUUGGCGCAGAUGAAGCAGCUUGAGGGGAAACAUGAGAGGGAGCUAAAAGAAAUGAAUGCUCGCCAAGCUAAGAUCAGCAUGGAGACGAGCAAGGAGGUCGCCAAUGACAAGACCUUGAAGACCAAACAGGAGAAGGACAGGCGUCUGCGAGAGAAGAAACAGAAUAACACCAAGAAGUUCUUGGAUGAGAGAAAGACUCAGACUAUCAAACAGAACCGCGAGAAGGAAAAGCUGAAGGUGACCCAUGACAAGCAGAUGGAGGAACUGUCUAAGGACAUUGAUAACCUGAUCGAGAUGUACAAGAUGGAGGAGUCCGAGUUCGACAUGACAACAAAAACGGAGUUCUUUGCAUGAAAGUACCCCGACAUUGCUCCUCUGUUAGAGCGAAUGACUUGAAAAGUGAGUGAAUCAGUGAUCUCUCUAGACUAAAAACUAUUCAAUUCAAAAAUUUUAACAUUAGAAUCGGUAGAUAAAAUUAUUAUAAGCUCUAUUAAAUUAUUUUUCAAAAAUAUGUUACAAAAAAGUAUGUGUUAUGUUUAAAAUAAAACCGUUUAAAAAAAUGGCGGCACGAUUGGCGGGAACGCCAAUAAUUUAUUUAAAAUCUUGAUAUGUGCUGUUUAAUUAUAUUAAGAUAUUAAUUGUUUAAUUCUGUUAUUAUUGUAUUUAUGGAUAGAAAUAUGGAAAAAGGGUGUUAUGGUCUCAGACCAAUGGAAUUGUUGACAAGGCCAUUUUGGACCGAGUUGGUAGCUGUAUUUUAUCUAUUAAUUAAAUUAUGUAUAUCGAAAAAUUGGAACGAUUAAAUUUAACGACAAAAAAAUUGAAGUGAUUGUUCGGCCUUUCGAAAUUAAUAAAUUAUAUUUCUAAGUUACUAAGUAAGUUACCUUUGUAUGUUAAGAGGAAUAGCUGACAAUUUAUGUAAAAGAAAUUUGGAAACUUCGAAUAUUCAGAACGCGGUGUUCGCAUCAGUUUCAGAUUGAUAGAGAAUAUCAAAUUGUCAGUAUUCGUGUAUCCAGAUAAUUACAUAUACGGGUAUACAAUACGAUUAUGUAGAAAUAUUCUAAAUAAACAAUAAAACUUACAGAUUAGUCGGUUAGAGUACCUAACAGAUAACUAGAAAUUGAACUGAACAAAAUAAUCGUUCUAAGAAAAUACUGAAAAGAUUUAAAUUAUAAUCAAUAUAAUGUAAUUAUAAAUUAUAUAUUCAGGUGGUUAAUGUUAUAUUAUAAUUAUAUAUGACUAUUUUUCAGUGAUCAUCUAGUCUUUCAGGUACUUUUUAUUAAUCUUUACUUCUAAUAUACAAAAAUACUUUCCAAUUGUAUAUUAAUUAAUACAUUUUAUAAUUAAUUAUCUAUUCUUGUGUAUUCCAUGACAAUUUAUUGUGAACUUAUAACUGCAUACUUAUUUAAUUCGAAUUGUUGAUAUGGGAUCAAUCAUACUUAUUUCGAUUGUUCAAUUAACUUAAAAAUAUUAAUCUGGAUCGCUAGAUUAAGAAUGUAAUAAAAUAAUAUUCAUACAAAGAGAUCUUUGUGAGUAAUUCUGUAAAUGAGGAUACAUGGAAGCAGGUGGGACAGUUGAAAGUGCUUUCGUGCUGGAGUCUUGUCUUCCCUAUGUAACUUUAUACGCUACUCCAUGGCUCAUUUUGUCUCAAUUCAUUAAAUAUAAGAAUAUUCACCAUAAGUAAUAUUUCUGAUCAGUAAGGCUAGAGCAUUCUGCAGUCAUAGAAUAAUAAUAACUUAUAGUAGGUGCAUCUAUAUCUACAGAAACUAAAAUAAUAUCAUUCCAUUUAAUAUUUAUAUAACUAUCAAUACAUAGUGUCAUUAGAGGACCAACUUCCUAUAAUUUCAAAUCUUUUUAAACUUAAUUCUUACUUGUAACUAUCGUAAGCCAAAGAGUUUCCUCAUAUUGUACAUUUAUUAUAAGUAGAUCGUAAGUUUUAAUUUGAUUUUAAAUCAAUUAAGGACUCUUUUGAUGUCAAUAUUAAAUUUUCAAAAAUUAUUUCUUCUGUAUAUGUAAAUAUUUUAAUUAAAAAACAAAAUUUAUAUCUGAUGUAUUCAAUUAUUGGAAUUUUUAAUAAUAAAGAAGAGAUUCUUUUAGGUGCCUAAGUACAUUAAUGUUACAUUCUAGUCAAUUUCAUUAAAAUUAUAUUAUUUUCUAUAAUAUGAUGGUUGCGGCAUCGUUGGCCACAGUAUUAGAACACAUAGAGCAUGCCUUGAAAGGUAUUAAGAAUGUAAGUCAUAAAUAUUUAACCUUCUAGUAAGAUUCAACAUAGAUUUAAAGAAUACAGUGAGAGUAAUUCAUAAGUGUUUGAAAUGUUUAUUGAUUGGAAAAUAAUAUUUACAUUUAUUGGAAAAAGAAUGUUGCUAAAUUAUCGGAAUUGCACUUUAUUGAAAAUUGAGAAUAAUCAAAUUAUUCAUAAUAUAUUAAAAGUAUGAAAAUGUAGAAAAAUUUCAUUUUAAUUAUUACUUAUUGUAAACGAAAUUUUAAAAUAUUUAGUUCUUGUAUUGUGAUAUAAGAAAUAUAUCUAUUAAUCAAUAUUUGGCCUAUAUUAUAUAAAUUGAGAAUUCUCUUUUGAAAUUUUUAUUAGAAUUAGAUUUAUCUGGGCUGGGUCCUACGUGGUAGAGACGAAAUGAUUAAAGUUAUUAGGUGUUUUAUGUUGUAACUUUAUUUUAAUUAGCACUAUUAGCACUUUUUGUCUGAAUAAGGCACAUUGGACAAAAGAAGCACUGUAAUUUUGAAAUUUUUCAAUUGCAUACCGUAUCGGACUUAGCCGUAAGAACUUGGGAAGUAAAGCAUAUAUUCUAAACUCAUUAUAUUGAACAUAUAUUAGACUCUGCUCUGUACAAUUAAAUUUGGUAGCAAAUUGUGACACGCAGUACUUAACAGAUGUUUCAUAAUUUUCUAGUAAUUAUAGUGAAACACAUUAUAUCCAAAGAUUUGUUUAUUGUUUAAAGUACAAUAACUAAAUUAAAACAUUUAAAACA
Molecule: messenger RNA, 6221 nt
Organism: Helicoverpa armigera (cotton bollworm)
Lineage: Eukaryota; Metazoa; Arthropoda; Insecta; Lepidoptera; Noctuidae
Gene: norpA
Product: no receptor potential A
Exons: 22
Coding region: 370-3594 (1074 amino acids)
Biological process (GO): release of sequestered calcium ion into cytosol; phosphatidylinositol-mediated signaling; lipid metabolic process
Molecular function (GO): calcium ion binding; phosphatidylinositol-4,5-bisphosphate phospholipase C activity
Source: RefSeq, a predicted model, not a curated record